Molecule: messenger RNA, 1833 nt
Organism: Zerene cesonia (dogface butterfly)
Lineage: Eukaryota; Metazoa; Arthropoda; Insecta; Lepidoptera; Pieridae
Product: neuralized-like protein 2
Exons: 2
Coding region: 220-1035 (271 amino acids)
Biological process (GO): intracellular signal transduction
Molecular function (GO): ubiquitin protein ligase activity
Source: RefSeq, a predicted model, not a curated record
UGUCAUAUUUAAUUGUCGUUGUUUUAUUUUUCGUAGCGAAGUGCAAAUCGUAACAAUAAUAAAAAUAAAAGUAACUUUACGCACCAAUAAAUAAAAUUUAUAAGUAUUUAAAAGUGUUCAGUAUAUCUCAAUACCCGCGAUUUUUAGUUUGUUAUCAUAAAUAAAGUGUUUCUCGCCCUAGAGGCGAGUUUUUAGACAGCGCAUACAACCGAUGAACUUAUGAUAUCUAUAAUGCUGUCGCGGUUUCACCACUACCAUGGCUCGAAUAUUAUUCUAUUUGAAGAUAAUACAGUUGCCUAUCGAAAAGCAAGUUUCGCGGAUGGUUUAACUUUUAGUGAGAAACCGUUACUUCCAGGUGAAAUAUUUUUAGUUGAAAUCGAGAAAACAGAACGCGGAUGGAGUGGUCAUAUGCGCUUAGGUUUAACAUUACUCGACCCCCAAAGUACUGCAUUAGGAGAGAAAGGUUUGCCGCAAUAUGCUCUUCCUGACCUUGCCAACACGGGUAUGUCGUGGAUAUUUCCUAUAUCAAAGUCACAAAAUAAUGUACUUAUAGAACUUAUUAAUCAAGGUACUAGUGGGCGACGAGAUAACGAACCCCGAGUAUCUGUAUUAGGGGAUGCCCACAAUGUACACACUCCUCGUGGCUAUGUAUCAAAGACUACUUUAAGACCACAGACUGUAUCAAAAAAUGGUACUCCCCAAGGCAUCUUACCUAUGGAUGCUGGAAGUCGUAUAGGAGUUAUGUUUGUUCCAUGCCCUAAAAAGAGUAAGGACGAACCUGAUUUAGCUGAAAUGCAUUUUAUUAUAAAUGGAGAAGAACAAGGUCCAUGCACAAAAGCAAUACCUUACACUAGGGGUCCCUUACAUGCUGUAGUCGAUGUUUAUGGAACAACAAAACAAGUACGAAUUAUACAGCUAUAUGGAGUGAAAACAUUACAAAAUGUCUGUAGAGACGCUAUUCUACAAUUUGUGAAGGAUGGUUCAGUGAAGUCAUUGCCCCUUCCCCAGUGUUUAAAGGAUUUUUUGCUCUCAUAGAAGUGGCCAUUUUCAUUGGUAGUGACAAUACAGCUCUUGGGAAUAUAUUAUUUGCUUUGCAAGUUUUGGGUAGAACAUUCCUGGCUUUGAUAUGUAAAGCCUUUAUUAAUUUAAUGUUUAUUUUGUGUAUUAUAUGAAAUAGCAAGUGGUUUAGAAUUAUAAAACAUAGAAUAAUUAUAUUUGAUGAAAUUGAAGUUUCUGUACUAUUUUGGAGAAGAAUUAGAGCUUGUUCAUAGUUCUGUAAUAGAGUCAGUCUCUCUCACUUAUACAUAUUACAGGUUAGUUUGCACUUUACAGAUAAAUUAAAUUAAUCACCGUUUCCUUUAAUUACAAAAACCUAAUGUGUUUCAAUAAAGUAAAAGGAUUUUACUAAAAAUGUAUACAUAGGAUGCAUGUAGCAAUGUGCCUGUAGAUUGCCUAAGCCUACCUUAUAUUUUUUAAAAGUAUUUUACACAUGUUAUAGAUUAAUACUAUUAAAUAUAUUAUACAGAUAAAUGUUUAUUAAAAACUGUUGUUCAUACUACAAACAAACAAACACCAAACACAAAAAAAAUAGUUCUAAUUCUUCUCAAUGGCAAAAAUAGAAUGAUUCUGAGUCAUUUUAAUAAAUUUAUAAAACUUUCAUAAUAAACCUUAGUUCUAUGUACUUCAUAUUAUUUUGAAUACUUUUUAAAGCAGUGGAUCUGAACAAUUUUCUAAACUAUGAAUAAAUUAAGAAUCGUGUAUAGUGCCUACAAAUUUUGCAUCUUUAUCAUGCUCAUUAAAUUUUGUUUUUGUAAAAUAAAAGUUAAAAAGUUU